GUUUUGGCGAUUUAGCUGCAGCAGCAUCAGCGCUCGCUCCUUCUAGACAGUCUCAUUUCGUCUGCGCUCCAAUGCUGAGUGCGUUUUCUUGUGGUGGUUAAGUGAACGUGACUGGCGCGCGACCGAAACCGACGGCUUAGAAGCACGACGGGUGAACAAAAUCAAUAGUUGUGUGUGUGUAUGCACAUAAUUGUGUUGUGAAAAAAUCAAAUAUAUAUAUAUAUGCUAUGUAAGGUGUAUUCGUGAGUGUAUAUUGCAGUUAUUUUGCUUUAAGGCAUUCGCGUGUUCGUGUGCGAAUUUUUUCAAACCAAACGAAAAUUAAUGAAAAAGUGCACAAAAAUGCAGCAGCAAUAAUUGUCAGCUACAACAACAGCAGCAGCAACAGCAUAAGUAAUUAUUUUUCAGUGCAAUAAAUUUGUGUCUAAGUGUAGUCAAGCAUAAAAAUUGUAAUAGAAAAAUCCACAAAGUCUUUUAAACAUCAUUAUCACAAAAGGAUUUAGAAAAAUUGUCAACGAAAGCCUUAAAAUACGUGAUUUCUGUUAUUUGUGCCCGCUGUGGCACCAACAACAGCAAGAACCAACGAAUAUUUUUUCAAUUCAAAUAGAAAUUACGCAGCAUGUAAAUCAAGCUCACCAACAACUUUAGACUUCUUCUAACGCGCUUUCUGUCGUUGUCGUCAAAAUAGCAUCUACAUUAUUCUCACCACCGCCGCAUUCAGCAUGUCACAUCAGACCGCACGUCGCGCACAAGCGCCUACAAGUCUCGAGUGCCCGCUAGCAUCAUUGGGACGCAACAGUAGCACCAUCAUUGAUUCGCUGACGGGACAUCAUCAACCGCCAUAUCAUCAUCCACUCAGUUCCAGUCCACUCGAUCCGCAGGUCUAUCAAAUGUCACGCAAAUCGCCGGACCUCAGCAUCGAUGCAGACGAUAUCAUCUACACACCAUCGGCUUCGCAACAAGGUGAUACCGUAGAUGGACUGCUCAAUGAAUUGGUUAAUAUUGAAGAAGAUGCGGAAACCGCUGCAGCAGCCGCAUCGGCUCUGAAUGCCACCGCGCAACGUAAUCACACGCUACCAGAAAUGUAUCAGCUACCGCACAGCGGCUCACAUGGCGGAGGGUCAACAGCCGGACGUAUAACCAGACAUCAGGGUGGACGUUGCAGCGUGCCGACGGUAUCAAGUGCGGUCAAUGGUGGUAGCACACGAAAUAUGCAAUACUUUUUGGAGAAGAAAAUGGACGCGCUCUAUUUGGGCAAUGCGAUACGCGCGCUUCCCUUAGGUUCGGAGGCAAAUCAUUUUCAGAAUGAACGCUAUUUUCUGGAGGACGGACUGCGUAAUAUAUGCAAUUACAAUAAUGCCCCCGAACGACUAGCGGACGCACACUACUUACGCCACCAUACCUCCAGUCCCAGCGAAACAAGCGGUUCCGAUCGUUACCUGCUAAAUCGUACCGGUUCACCGACGGAUGCAUUCAGUUCGUCCAAUCAUUUGGAAAAUUUUGCCAACACCAGCAACAACACCACAUCAUCCAACCUUGCGCUGGAUCAACGUUUCCAUCAUACCAAAGUGAAAAGCCUCUCCGACGGUCUCUGCAACAUCGGACGCUUCUCACCUAGUCUAGAUCAAGGUUAUGCCACGCUUGUUUCGCCCUCGCCAACGGGUCAUCAUCCGAACACAAUUACAACACAUAGCAUCGUACACCACCCACCGCCGUCGACAACCACUUUAACGGCAGUGACACGCACACGACACGACAAUGUCGCGCCACCACCAUGGAAUAAGAAGACCUUCCGUUCGGGACCACUCUUCGAUCGGCUACCCGACGAUGUGGUUUUAAAGAUUUUCAACUGGUUCGACAGUUGCGAAUUGUGUAUUUUGGCGCGUGUGUGUCGACGUUUCGAUCAACUCGCCUGGCGACCAGUGCUAUGGAAGGUGAUCUCACUGAAAGGUGAACACCUCAAUGGCGAUAAGACGCUAAAAAUGAUUUUCCGGCAGUUGUGCGGUCAAACCUGUAACGGCUCGUGUCCGGAAGUAGAGCGCGUAAUGCUCGCCGAGGGCUGUCGAAUAUCCGAUAAAGGUUUGCAGUUAUUAACGCGACGUUGCCCGGAAUUGACACAUCUACAGCUGCAAACAUGCCUGCAGGUGUCCAAUCAAGCGCUUAUGGAGGUACUUACGAAAUGUACAAAUUUGCAGCAUCUCGAUGUGACGGGCUGCAGCCAGGUGGUCAGCAUCAGCACGCAUCCAAACCUGGAACAACCACGACGUCUACUGCUGCAAUAUUUAGAUCUUACAGAUUGCGUUGUUUUAGACGACGUCGGACUUAAAAUCGUUGUGAAAAACUGUCCACAACUGGUAUAUCUAUACCUUAGACGCUGUAUAAAAAUCACAGAUGCCGGAUUAAAAUUCGUUCCAAGUUUUUGUAUCGCUCUUAAAGAGCUCAGCAUAUCCGAUUGUGUGAACAUUACCGAUUUCGGUCUCUAUGAGCUCGCCAAACUUGGCGCUGUUUUACGAUACCUCUCCGUGGCGAAGUGUGAUCGCGUCUCCGAUGCUGGGCUCAAAGUGAUCGCGCGUCGCUGCUAUAAGCUGCGCUAUCUGAAUGCGCGCGGCUGUGAAGCGGUUAGCGACGAUUCCAUCACGGUAUUGGCGCAUUCCUGUCCGCGUCUGCGCGCACUUGACAUAGGCAAGUGCGAUGUAAGCGAUGCAGGUUUGCGCGCACUCGCCGAAAGCUGUCCGAAUCUGAAGAAGCUCAGUUUACGCAAUUGUGAUAUGAUAACGGAUCGCGGCGUGCAAUGUAUUGCUUACUACUGUCGUGGCCUGCAACAACUAAAUAUACAGGAUUGCCAGAUAUCGAUAGAGGGCUAUCGGGCGGUGAAGAAGUACUGUAAACGCUGCGUUAUAGAACACACAAAUCCAGGGUUCUGUUGAUUAGUUAAGUGUUAGAUGUAGUCGUGCGCGGAGCUAUAUUAAUUUUUCGUAAAGUGUGUGAAUCACACAAUGUUAAAUAGAGGCAGUAUAAUGAAUUUUUUUUUAUGUGCAUUUAGUUUUGUUGAAUUUAAAGAAAUUACGUCGGAAAAUUAAAUGUAAUCUAAGCUGCGAUUUGUUAGAAAAAUAGAAAAGAAGAUUUUGUUUAGAAUUUACUAUUCUCCCUCUAACUUGAAACUGAAAAUACUCUGCAUUUAAAACUAUUCUCUAAUGUAAACGGAGUUUGCAUGAAAAGGUACAUAGCUGUUGUUUUAAUAUUUAAGAGGCACUUACAAUUUCGAUAAAUCUUAUACUACACACAUAUGCAACGUUAUAACUAUAUAAUACAUUAUUUUCGUUUAGACCAUCUCAUUCUUUUAGCAAUACACUACUUUGCAACGCCAGAGCAGCUUAAAACUAAAUAAAGCCGUUUCAAGAUUUGCGAAACUUUAUGUAAUUCUGUCAAACUUGCCAGUUUACGGAAAACAAUGCCUAGCAAAUAUUUCUGUUUUUUUUAUUUUAAUUUUUUUCUUUUUAAUUCUCUAGAAACAAUGUGUGUAUAAUGUGUACGUGUUGUUUCAAACGUUGUACAAACGCGAUUUCAUCUUCAUUUACUUAUAUAUAAUAUUUAUAAAAAAUAUUUUAACGAACUUGUAAAUACAUUAGAUACAUAUAAAUUAUGAAAGUAAAUUAAACUGUCGUUAAUUAUAAAAACAUACAAUUGGUAAAACAAAAAUUAUUUAGCAUAAUUGACAGUUGGUUUUUGUUUAUGUAAAUUUUUAAUUUUUAUUGAAAUACAAAUAAAUUAAUAUGGAUGUACACAGGUUGGUUGAAAAGUUUCUGUGCUUGAAAUUAAAAAAAUGCUGUUUUUGGUACGACAUCUAUUUGUUAUUCAAUAUAAUCUCCCUUAGCUUCAAUACACUUAUUAUGAUACUCCACUAAUUGUAUGCCAUCCUAAUAAUUACUUUCCGAAAGCUUUGCAAAAUACCCAUCUACGGCUGUAAUAGCUUUUUCAUUCGACGAAAAACGCUUUUCACGAAGGAGUUGUUUCAGGUUUCUGAAGACGUAGGAGUCGGUGGAAGGCAAAUCUGAUGAAUGCGGUGGAUGCUCAAGCAAUUCGUACUUCAAUUCGUUGAAGUUUGCCAUUGUUAAAACACCUUUGAGAGCAGAUGCAUUGUCUUGAUAAAAAAAUAUUUUUCGUGCUGCUAACCAUGACUUUUCUCCCGAAUUUUUUCAUCCAGCUGAUCCAAAAGGGUGCAAUAAUAUUCAGAGUUGAUUGUUUUACCAGAGAAUGUAGAUUAUAUAUUUUACAUUCUCUGGUUUUAGCUUUCUACAGAUAAUUAAUCAACAAAAUUCCUUUUGCAUCCCAAAUAACUAUCGAUUUAAAAUUAUGACACAAUAUUCUUAAAAUAUUAUGCAUUAAUUUAAUACAAAAAAAUUAAAACCCAAGUAAUUGUUUUCAGGGAGGCGUACACUAAAAACAAUUAGUUAUGGGGUUCAGUGCAGUCAGUGACUUGAAAAAUAUCUUAUUUAUAAGUAGUUUUGUUUUAGUUUUUUGGCUAGUUAGACUUGACAGAAUUUUGAAAUAAAAUAAUAAUUUUUAAAUAAUUUAUUUUUUAAAAUUCUGACUACCCAUAACUGCUUUUAGCGUCAUAGGCAAAAUGCAUUCAAAUUUCGAAGGAAUUAGAAUUUUUUACCACCCUGUUGUCAAUAGUAGU
Messenger RNA from Bactrocera oleae (olive fruit fly), 4678 nucleotides. It is a transcript of the gene Fbxl7, whose product is annotated as F-box and leucine-rich repeat protein 7. Gene Ontology annotation, biological process: SCF-dependent proteasomal ubiquitin-dependent protein catabolic process. NCBI's taxonomy places the organism in Eukaryota, Metazoa, Arthropoda, Insecta, Diptera, Tephritidae. Gene Ontology annotation, cellular component: SCF ubiquitin ligase complex. Gene Ontology annotation, molecular function: protein binding. The record is from RefSeq and is a predicted model, not a curated record.